Darwinula stevensoni is the source of this 768-nucleotide messenger RNA. NCBI's taxonomy places the organism in Eukaryota, Metazoa, Arthropoda, Ostracoda, Podocopida, Darwinulidae. The record is from the annotation of a GenBank genome assembly.
AUGAGAUGUUUCACAUUCCAUCCCAACGUAACCCUGGGAGCCGGAGGGGAAUCCACCGGCUAUUCUCUCCUGAUGAAUAUUCCCCCGAGGGACGUGGAAAAUGGGACUGUGUUCUGGACUGUAUUCAUCCAUAAAGACCUGGGAUGGGCCUCCACGUACCUCAGGUCGACUUACACCAAAAUCAAGAUCAGGCCGGGGACGAGCACCCACGUGAUCCUCUCGGCCAAAGAAGUCAAUCAACUCGACACGAAGGCGUAUCCAUGCGAAUCCAGGGAAGGAUACAGCAACGAUGAAUGCCUGGAGACAUGCCUCUUGAGAGAGAUCAUCGGAUGGAAUCGGUUAUCGUGCCAGCUGCCGUCAAUGAACCUGUCCUUGCCAGAAUGCAGAAACAUGACUGAAAUCAUGAGUUCCCUCUCGACUUUGCUCUUUUUUUACAAUUUCCCGUUCACUUCAAACUGCCCCUGCCAGACUCCAUGCCAACAGAUCCGUUACUCGGUGGAUGUGCAGCCAGCUGAAAAUUUCACACAUGACAAAAGAAGCCUCAUGGAAGUCUUACUUCCCGAAAAGGGCUCUCAAGUCUUUAUCUAUUUCUUCGAGAAAACAGCUGAGGUCCUAACUGAGAGCCAGGCCUACGAUUUCAUCCAAAUGCUCGGGGAAUUCGGGGGUUGCCUCGGCUUGUUCCUCGGCAUUUCUAUUGUUUCCGUCUACGAGUCCCUUGACCGGUAUAUCCGAUCCGUGUUCGCCCGAUACGCUGACAGUCGCAAAUAA